This is a messenger RNA of Mastomys coucha (southern multimammate mouse), 3428 nucleotides long. RefSeq names its product pseudouridine synthase 7 like (gene Pus7l). The transcript is spliced from 9 exons. Gene Ontology annotation, molecular function: pseudouridine synthase activity; RNA binding. Bases 238 to 2604 code for a protein of 788 amino acids. The record is from RefSeq and is a predicted model, not a curated record. Gene Ontology annotation, cellular component: nucleus. NCBI's taxonomy places the organism in Eukaryota, Metazoa, Chordata, Mammalia, Rodentia, Muridae. Gene Ontology annotation, biological process: pseudouridine synthesis.
AGGCGAUCGGCGCCCAGCCACGGUCCGGCGAGGACUCGGGAGUGGAGGACUCAAGGCCAGGAGGCGACUUCAGACUGCCUGCGGUCGGGGACGACGUGCGUCCCCUAGUACUGCGGGACCGGCAGGGCAGGUCAGCUAAGGGGUGAGAGUGUAGGGGCGGAGCCAACCCGGAAGGCCACGCCCUCCCCCAAGCUCCACCCAGGGAGGAGCUACACCAACGGGAGCCUGUCCCUUUAAAUGUCCUGGAAGAGGCUUCUGGGCAUGCGCACUGUGUCACUCGGAGGACCACUUUCUCUCGGAAGCCAGGCACCGUUAAGAAUGGAAGAAGACACAGAUAGUGGCAUCAGGUUUAACUCUUUGUGUUUCAUCAACGAUCACGUUGGCUUUCAGGGCAGUGUAAAAACCUCACCCAGUGACUUCAUUGUUAUCGAGAUCGAUGAACAGGGACAGCUAGUCAGUAAGGCCGCUGAUGAAUCUCUAUAUGACAUUAGUAAAAUACAACCUGAACCGAGUAAUUUUGCUAAAAAGCCAAAUCUAAAUAUUCAGAAUGGACCUUUAGAACGUGAAAAUAAUGAAGAAGCUUCUAACUUGCCUGGGUGCUCGGAUGGUGACCGGAUCCAGCCUGGGUGCUCGGAUGGUGACCGGAUCCAGCCUGGGUGCUCGGAUGGUGACAGGAUCCAGCCUGGGUGCUCGAAUGGUGAGCAGAACCAGCCUGGGCGCUCGGAUGGUGACCGGAUCCAGCCUGGGUGCACUGAUGGUGACCGGAUCCAGCCUGGGUGCACUGAUGGUGACCAGAGCCAUCAGUCUGACUCAGAAAAAGAAAACAGUGUCAACGGUGUGACUUCUAAAUGUGAAGAAGAAAGUGUUGAUUUAUUAAGUUCACUUUUAGAUGAAAAAACUCACACAUUGCUGGAUCAGUUUGCCCAUGACGUCAAAGGGAUGUGGAAUUCACAAACUGGAUUAAUUGAACCAUCUCCUGAAUUGUCUCUAGGCAGGAUCCUUGACAAAAGCCACAGGGCUGUUCUACACAGUGCUGUUAGACAGGCAUUCCCUUUUUUGAUAACCACAGGAAACAACAGUGAAGUUGUCGUAAAGCCGAACCUUGAGUAUAAAGAACUCUGCCAUUUGGUGUCUGAAGAAGAAGCUUGUGGCUUUUUCAAAUAUUUGGAUGCAAAGAAAGAAAACUCCAAGUUUACCUUUAAACCGGAUCCAAACAAGGAUCACAGGAAGGCCGUGCACCAUUUUCUCAACAAGAAGUUCGGAAACGUGGUGGAAACCAAGUCUUUUCCUGGGCAGUGCCACAGUGCUGGGAACCCAAACCCAAACCCAGCCAUAACCGUGAGAUUCCGGGAGAAAGCACGUGGGAAGAGGUCUUAUCCGGAAUGUGAGAGAAGAAAAGCUGUGUAUACAGCUUUUACCCUACAAAAGGAAAAUCUGGAGAUGUUCGAAGCAAUUGGUUUUCUAGCCAUCAAACUUGGUGUUAUUCCUUCGGAUUUCAGUUACGCGGGCCUUAAAGACAAGAGAGCAAUCACCUAUCAAUCAAUGGUUGUUAGAAAAGUGACUCCGGAGAGGUUGAAAGAUAUUGAAGAAGAAAUUAAGAAGAAGAGAAUGAAUGUGUUUAAUAUUCGGUCUGUAGGCGAUUCUCUCAGACUUGGUCAGCUCAAAGGAAAUCACUUUGAAAUCAUCAUCAGAAAUCUAAGAAAUCAACUAAAUGAUUCUGCAAACCUGAGAGAGAGAAUUUUGGAGGCAGUCGAAAAUGUUAAAAAUAAAGGUUUUGUGAACUACUAUGGACCACAGAGAUUUGGGAAAGGAAAGAAAGUGCAAACAGACCGAAUUGGAUUGGCUCUACUGAAGAAUGAAAUGGUGAAGGCCAUAAAAUUAUUUCUUACACCAGAAGACGUGGAUGAUCCUGUCAAUAACGCAAAGAAAUACUUUCUCCAAACUGAGGAUGCUAAAGGCACCCUUUCACGAAUGCCUGAGUUCCGGGUUCGAGAGCGGGCACUGCUGGAGUCAUUGCAUCGCUUUGGCAUGACAGAGGAAGGCUGCGUCCAGGCCUGGUUCUCCUUCCCUCAUUCCAUGCGCAUAUUCUACAUCCACGCAUACAGUAGCAGGAUUUGGAAUGAGGCAGCAUCUUACAGACUGGCAGCCUACGGACCCAAGGUGGUGGAGGGGGACCUGAUCUGCUUGGAUGAAGAUGUGGGCGAGCAUUUCCCAAGCAGUAAAGUUCAUCUGGUGACCAAAGAAGAGGAAGCAGCCAACACAUAUGCACUGCACCAGGUGGUUCUGCCUGUGCUUGGAUACAACGUUCAGUACCCGAAGAACCACGUAGGGCGGUGGUACCAAGGAGCCCUCAGCAGGGACGGACUGCAGGCCUGUAGGUUCAGGGUGCCCGCCCUGAAGCUGAACGUACCCGGAUGCUACAGGCACAUCGUGAAACACCCCCACAACAUGUCACACCGACUAGACCGUCCUGACGCCGCCGAGGCCCGAGGGGAAGGUCCCCACACCGAUGAGACAGUCUCAGCACUGUCCUUGUCCUUCGACCUCGACGCCUCGUGUUACGCUACCAUUUGUCUGAGGGAAAUGAUGAAGGGCGACAUUUAAACCCACUCCCUGAUGUGGCCGCGUGCACCCCAUUCGGAAGCAAGGGUAGUUGUGGUUCCUAGGGUUGCCCGGUUGCAGCUCCUCAGUUUCCACAGUAUCCUGAGAGGUCGGGGUGUGAUGUAUGAACGUAAGCAUUGGUGUCUAGGAGCUAUAUGACCGUGGUCUUUAAGGUGAUGCUUUGGCAAGUUUUGCUCCGGUCAUGAAAGUUCCAUGUCUUUGGAGCACGUCUCUGAGCACUGGCUGCUGCGCAUCACUAAUGAAAGGUGGAGAGAGAGAACACCGUCAUCCUCGCUGCUUAGAAAGGUAAAGUCAGGUGAUAAUGAAACCGUGGUACAUUUCUCCAUCACUGCCACCCUUUCCAGUGCGAAGUGGCUGGUGUAACACCGUGCAAGGACAAGGUCUGUUCCCAUAAUGUAUUUAUGGGAUCAUCUUUGAGGAAGACUGAAGACUUUAAUUAAAAAUUUCUAUACUAGUUUUUUUUAACCUGUUCCCUUCUUUUUGUUUGUUUGUUUGUUUUGUUUUGUUUUGUUUGAGACAGGGUUUCUCUGUGUAGCCCUGGCUGUCCUGGAACUCACUCUGUAGACCAGGCUGGCCUCAAACUCAGAAAUCUGCCUGCCUCUGCCUCCCAAGUGCUGGGAUUAAAGGCAUGUGCCACCACCGCCCCCGGCCUCCCCUAACUUUUCGUAUGUUUUCUAUCACCUAAAACUCAGAUUUUAUACUCCUGUCUGUACCCACGUUCUAUUUCUGACACAUACAAAUGACACUGGAAAUGGUAUUGAUUCUCUUUGAAAAUAAAGACAUUCCCGAUUUCCUAAGUUACUACA